This is a messenger RNA of Sipha flava (yellow sugarcane aphid), 639 nucleotides long. RefSeq lists its product as uncharacterized. The record is from RefSeq and is a predicted model, not a curated record. NCBI's taxonomy places the organism in Eukaryota, Metazoa, Arthropoda, Insecta, Hemiptera, Aphididae. The transcript has 3 exons. The coding region runs from base 92 to 553 and encodes 153 amino acids.
GGUAAGUUUUUUUUUUUUAUCCUCUUUUUACACAAACACUGGAUCUUCUCACUAUAACUAUAAAGGGUCAAAUAGUAUAAUAUUACUGGCAAUGUGUGAUGCCAGUUACAACUUUGUAUUAGUAGAUAUUGGUGCAGCUGGUAGAUGUAGCGAUGGUGGUGUAUUUUCAAGCUCAGAAAUGGGCAAAAGUUUUAUUAACAAUAUAUUAAAUGUACCUACUGAAAAAGAAAUAGGUCAAUAUGGUCUAAUUCCAUUUUAUGCAGUAGCUGACGAAGCAUUUCCUCUGCUAAAGAACCUAAUACGCCCUUUCCCAGGAAGAGGUAAAAGAAAAUUACCAUUAGAUGAAUCAAUUUUCAACUAUAGGCUAUCCAGAAGUAGACGUACCAUUGAGAAUACGUUUGGUAUUAUGGCAUCUAAAUGGCGUAUUUUAAGAAGGCCUAUAAUUGCUGGAGAAAAAACCGUGAAUGCAAUUACAAAAGCUGUUGUUGUAUUGCAUAACUUUGUAAAAAUGUCAGAAAAAAUGCUAAAGUUCGAUAUUACAGUAGCCCAUUAGAUGUUGAACUUAUUCAAAGGGAACAAUGGAGGUCACAAGAAAUGGGAGCUUUAGCCAGCGUCCAUCAAUUAGGAACCAAUACUUAA